Aspergillus neoniger CBS 115656 is the source of this 430-nucleotide messenger RNA. RefSeq lists its product as uncharacterized. The record is from RefSeq and is a predicted model, not a curated record. The transcript has a single exon. NCBI's taxonomy places the organism in Eukaryota, Fungi, Ascomycota, Eurotiomycetes, Eurotiales, Aspergillaceae. The coding region runs from base 105 to 338 and encodes 77 amino acids.
AGAGCAAAACCAAGUAUUGAGUGUCUGAUUAUUGGUGCCUCCCUGCAUCUAAGAGAAUUGGUGUAUGGGUGUGGUCGCUCUUUGGCUACAGACAGUCAGGACCCAUGUUGCAGUGGCUGUUAUCAUGCUGUCUGACUUCACCACUCAUGACCCGACUGCCCCCUUCUGGUGCUUUCCAGGAUGAGGUCCUCCGAGGUGUAUUGGGGACACCAUGGACGCUUGGCGUCGUGUGGCUGAACCAGUCUCAACCGUCGCAUGUCCAGAACCCCCCUCCCCCCUCUUUAGCGGCGAUCAUUCCACCAUGGUUGCCAUGUGUCGGGCGCUGGAAAGCCAAAUGAGUUGUGCGUUAGGCCUUAUUGGGUGUUAGACUUAGACUUCGCGCUGACACUGAGAGCGAACAGGAAUAUGAUACUACUCCGAAGUGUGACGA